This is a messenger RNA of Acanthamoeba castellanii str. Neff, 828 nucleotides long. Its product is annotated as proteasome endopeptidase subunit, putative. Bases 1 to 828 code for a protein of 275 amino acids. Gene Ontology annotation, cellular component: proteasome core complex. The record is from RefSeq and is a predicted model, not a curated record. NCBI's taxonomy places the organism in Eukaryota, Discosea, Longamoebia, Acanthamoebidae. The transcript has 5 exons. Gene Ontology annotation, molecular function: threonine-type endopeptidase activity.
AUGGCCACGGCGGCACUCAAUCUCGACUUCCUCGACUUGCCCAGCGAGCGUGAGGACAACCAGCUUCAAAAUGAGGUGCUGGACGUAGACAGAUUCACUCUGCCUGCUGUCAGCAACCCCGCCUCCUUCCUUACCGAUACUUUCCAAGAGACCCAAGCCGAGCCCAUCAAAAUGCUGCACGGAACCACUACCCUCUCCUUUGUCUUCCAGGGUGGCAUCGUUGUCGCUGUCGACUCUCGUGCCACGCAAGGAACCUACAUUGCCUCGCAGUCAGUGCAGAAGGUGAUCAGGAUCAACCCCUUCCUUCUGGGCACCAUGGCCGGUGGUGCCGCCGAUUGCUCCUACUGGGAGCGCGAGCUCGGCAGGAGGACGCGACUCUACCAGCUGCGCAACAAGGAGCGCAUGACCGUCGCCGCCGCCUCCAAGGUCCUCUCCAACAUCCUCUACUACUACCGCAACCAGGGCCUCUCCGUCGGCUCCAUGAUCUGCGGCUGGGACAAGCGGGGUCCCAACAUCUUCUACGUGGACAGCGACGGCACACGCCUGAAGGGCGACAAGUUCUCGGUGGGCUCGGGCGGCACCUACGCCUAUGGUGUGAUGGACGCCGGCUACCGCUUCGACCUCACCGUCGAGGAGGCCUGCGAGCUCGGCAGGCGCGCCAUCUUCCACGCUGCCCAUCGCGAUGCCUACUCGGGCGGUACCAUCAACGUGUAUCACAUUUCGGAGCAGGGCUGGAAGCACAUCUCGGCGCAGGACAGCAACGACCUCUACUACGAGCAGUACGGCCUGGCGGCCAGGGAGAAGGCCGAAAAGGAGAUGAACGAGUGA